Messenger RNA from Musa acuminata subsp. malaccensis (wild Malaysian banana), 985 nucleotides. RefSeq names its product small ribosomal subunit protein eS6. Gene Ontology annotation, biological process: translation. Gene Ontology annotation, cellular component: ribosome. The record is from RefSeq and is a predicted model, not a curated record. Gene Ontology annotation, molecular function: structural constituent of ribosome. NCBI's taxonomy places the organism in Eukaryota, Viridiplantae, Streptophyta, Magnoliopsida, Zingiberales, Musaceae.
CUCAUCUCUAUAAGCCCCACUUGAAGUCCGCGACGCCAAACCCUAGCGCCGGAGUCGCCUCGUGAAAGCAUCUUUCGCGCUCUCCUCUCGCUCUCUGCUUUGCCGAGGCAAGAUAAUCUUUGACCCAAGAUGAAGUUCAAUAUUGCGAAUCCGACCACUGGGUGCCAGAAGAAGCUGGAGAUCGAUGACGACCAGAAGCUCCGAGCUUUCUUUGACAAGAGAAUUUCUCAGGAAGUCAGUGGCGAUGCACUUGGUGAGGAAUUCAAAGGCUAUGUUUUCAAAAUUAUGGGAGGAUGUGACAAACAAGGUUUUCCCAUGAAGCAGGGAGUGCUAACUCCUGGACGCGUCCGCCUGCUUCUGCACAGAGGCACACCUUGCUUCCGUGGGUAUGGCAGGCGCAAUGGAGAGCGCAGGAGGAAGUCUGUUCGUGGUUGCAUUGUUAGCCCUGAUCUCUCGGUCUUGAACUUGGUUAUUGUUAAGAAGGGUGAAAAUGAUCUUCCAGGGUUGACCGACAUUGAGAAGCCUAGGAUGAGGGGGCCUAAGAGAGCCUCUAAAAUCCGCAAGCUAUUCAACCUUUCCAAGGAGGAUGAUGUCCGCAAGUAUGUCAACACAUACCGCCGAACCUUCACAACAAAAUCAGGCAAAAAGUGCAGCAAGGCACCCAAGAUUCAGAGACUUGUGACUCCAUUAACGUUGCAGAGGAAGCGCUCAAGGAUUGCAGAGAAGAAGAAGAGAAUUACAAAGGCCAAGUCAGAAGCAGCUGAGUACCAGAAGCUCCUUGCUACCAGACUCAAGGAGCAGAGGGAGCGCAGGAGCGAGAGUGUGGCCAAGAGGAGGUCUAAGCUUUCCGCGGCCUCAAAGCCAUCUGUUGCAGCUUAAAUCAUAUUUUGUCGCUAAAGAACUAUCUUAAGUUCAUCUUACUGUUUUAGACAAUAGACUGAUUGCUUAAUUUCUUUGAUUUAGUUAGACUUUUCUCGAAUUCCCU